UUUUGAUAAAAGAAUGUGGCAAUGGCUUUCCAAGUUACCCAAAAGGAAGCUUUGGCAUAAAACAGGUUUAUGUAUAGCCACUCUUACUGGACUCGAAAGUUUAUGCCAUGCGAGACUUUACUGUGAAGACAGUUCUAAAAGUAUACAAGAAAUAGAAAAUGACUUUCGAGUAAAGAAAGCUAUUUUGGAGUCUCGAGCAAAGGCCUUGUACCAACAAAUCAGAUGUUUAGAGUGUGGAAAUGGUCAAACCAUUGAGUAUUCCGGGGCUCCUAGUGCGAACGAAAUACGACAACUUGUCUGGGAUUUGCUAGUGGAAGGUCACUCAGAAGAAGACAUCAAGGGUGCUAUAGAAGUGCAAUAUGGUCACCAGGUUUGGAUGACUCCACCACUGGAUACUAGUCGUCUGUUUGAAUUCAGUAUUCCUUUCUUUGGAAUUGCUGUUUGUUUGGGUUUAUUAUAUUUUCGUUAUUUCGCUCCUAAAAGUCCUCGAGUCUAUGCUAGGCAAUUAGCUAAAGUAGACAUAGAAACUCCAUAUAUUUAUGAACGGCGUUUGAUGGACUUGAUAACGCCUCCUGGACGUAAGUAGUAAAUAUGAAACAAUCGGUUUCCAAAAUAGUAUUCAUUCGACGUCCGUUUUGAGAAAUCUCC
This is a messenger RNA of Galdieria sulphuraria, 648 nucleotides long. RefSeq names its product cytochrome c-type biogenesis protein. The transcript has 2 exons. NCBI's taxonomy places the organism in Eukaryota, Rhodophyta, Bangiophyceae, Galdieriales, Galdieriaceae. The record is from RefSeq and is a predicted model, not a curated record. Bases 14 to 586 code for a protein of 190 amino acids.